Fusarium verticillioides 7600 is the source of this 764-nucleotide messenger RNA. RefSeq lists its product as hypothetical. The transcript has a single exon. NCBI's taxonomy places the organism in Eukaryota, Fungi, Ascomycota, Sordariomycetes, Hypocreales, Nectriaceae. Bases 1 to 663 code for a protein of 220 amino acids. The record is from RefSeq and is a predicted model, not a curated record.
AUGUUGCCAGCACUCACCACACCAGUCUUCAUACUUCCCUUGGCUCUGUACAAAGAACAGACGCCCUCGGCGGUAGUCAUCGCCGCCAAUCCAACAGCAACAACAAUACAAUUAUACUGCCCUGACGAAGUCUCCGCAGCAUGCGAAUCAUCUGGGUACAACAACUCCAUUGUAAUCGGACCAUGGGCAAGCAAAACUGUCCCAGCUGGCGCGGCUUCAACGGGCGUCUUCCAUUGGAUGUUGGCAUUGAACGAUCUGGGCGGUGCCAGUUCUGUUGAGUGUCUUGUGAGCAGCGGCACGCCUCAGACUUGUACAACCAUGGCGCUGCCGAAGGAAACUGGGGAAGACGGUGUUACCGACGUUGUGACCGGUUACGGAAGUAUCACGAAAGAAUUUGAGCUCAUGUUUGGCACGCUGCCGAUCAUCAUCACCAAGGGCCAAGAGCUGCUUGAAAGAGCAUCUCAGGCCACGACUACGGAAGAUUCUAGUGCUGCUCAAGCAACCGGAAGUGAGACUGAGGCUACAAGUGCAGAGGUCACGGCUACUAGCGCUUCAACUGAUGCUGCGGCACCGAAGGAAACUAAUGGGGCUAGAUCGAGUGCUGUCCGUAUGUUAGAUGCCAUAUUAAUGGCUGGAUUAGCCUCCUUCAUUGUGCAAUUUUGAGGGGUUAACAUGAAUCUACGGGAUAUUUCCUAAGAAUUAUCCCGAGCGAAUUCCAGGUGAUGGGAGUACUCCAGAGCUCAAUGUUUAGAUACACAUUCAGC